UCCGAUGAGAAAAUUGGUGAAACCUACUUUAUCAUAAAUGUUUUUAUUUUUUAAACAUAGGUUAUGACAAGUACAUUACAUAAUUACACUCAUGUGUAUUUUAUUUUAAAAUUGUUAGCGCGCUAAUAAAUAAAAAAAAAAAAAUGAUGUGCAAUUGAAAUGUGAGAGAGAAAAGAUAAGCCGAAACUUUCCACCUACGUUCGAUACUUGGCAGAAUUAUUGAACUUAGCCAAAACAAAACAUCAACAAUUCACUAGAAAAAUUACAUGUCUCUAUUUAUUUUAUAAAUUUAUAAGUAUAAAGUAGAUACUCCUGAAUUAACAUGAGAUACUUGGUGAAUAUCCGAAGAGCAAAAUUAUUUUUAAGUACCUACGAAAAAUUAGUUAAUCGAUCAUCAGCAACAUUGAUGAGACGGUACUCAUCAAAUGCACCUGAAGAGUCAAGUAGAGACAAAAAACCUUCACUACACAAACACCUGCAUGCUAAAAUAAAAUCAUGUGGGCCUAUUCCUGUGGCUGAGUACAUGAAAGAAGCACUCACAAACCCUACAGCAGGAUAUUACAUGCUAAGAGACGUAUUUGGUGCCGAAGGGGAUUUUAUAACAUCUCCAGAAAUCAGUCAGCUCUUUGGCGAGAUGGUAGGGAUAUGGGUGUUGAACGAGUGGAGAAAAAUUAGUAAAGACAACUUUCAAUUAGUCGAGCUGGGACCUGGGAGAGGGACGUUGAGUAAAGAUAUUUUAAAAGUAUUCAAGCAACUUAAAGCGCUGAAUAAAUUGUCUCUGCAUUUAGUUGAAGUCAGUCCUGCUUUGUCAGAGAUUCAGGGUAAGAAAUUAUGUACAACUUCUAAGGAAGUUACCCCAAUUUUAAUUAGUAAUAGUGAUGAUAGAAAUGAAAAGCACUAUCGUGAAGGAGUUACGGAUGAUGGUACUCAUGUAUUUUGGUAUCGUUCUAUAGAACAUGUACCAAAAAAAUUUAGUGUUUUUAUCGCUCAUGAAUUUUUUGAUGCUUUACCUAUCCACAAAUUCCAGAAAAAUAAUGGAGCAUGGCAUGAAGUUUUUGUAGAUAUUGAUCCAGAAAAUGAAGAAAAAUUUCGAUACGUAAUGUCUAAGUUUCCUACUUUGUCAAGCAAACUAUUUAUAUCGGAAGAUGAAAAAAGAGAUCACGUAGAAGCAAGCCCGCAAAUGAUGGUAAUAAUUGAUUACAUGGCAAAGUUUUUGAAAGAGUGUGGAGGGUUUGCGUUUAUCGCUGACUACGGUCAUACGGGGGAUAAGACUGAUACUUUUCGCGCAUUUAAGAAACACCAGCAGCAAGACCCGCUGGUUGACCCAGGAACUGCGGACCUUACAGCAGACGUCGAUUUUGCAAUGAUUAAAAAAAUAGCUACUAAAGAUGACAGAAUGAUAGCAUUUGGUCCGGUUAGUCAAAAAAAAUUUUUACUAGAUCUAGGCAUUGAUGUGAGGCUAAACAUGCUGUUACAUAAAACAUCAGACGCUGACAGGAAAGAUUUAAUAUCCGGAUACAAAAUGCUAGUUGAUGAAGACAAAAUGGGUUACUUUAUUUGAGGGCACUAUUAGAAGAAUCGACAUAAAAGCAAAUAAAACUUAUCAUCAGAGAGUAAUGGUAAUUCAGAUUCAAUGUAAAUCGGUAGAUGGCACGGUAAGUACAAUAAAAGAAAAUUACGGAAAUGUGGCAGGAAUUUAAAGGAAUCAAAAUUAAUUUGUGAAUUCAAUGGGCACUCCAUCGUGUAUCUAUUUGAAUUAU
This is a messenger RNA of Cotesia glomerata, 1760 nucleotides long. Its product is annotated as protein arginine methyltransferase NDUFAF7, mitochondrial. Gene Ontology annotation, biological process: mitochondrial respiratory chain complex I assembly. The record is from RefSeq and is a predicted model, not a curated record. The transcript is spliced from 5 exons. NCBI's taxonomy places the organism in Eukaryota, Metazoa, Arthropoda, Insecta, Hymenoptera, Braconidae. Bases 323 to 1561 code for a protein of 412 amino acids. Gene Ontology annotation, cellular component: mitochondrion. Gene Ontology annotation, molecular function: protein-arginine omega-N symmetric methyltransferase activity.